This is a messenger RNA of Polypterus senegalus (gray bichir), 4573 nucleotides long. It is a transcript of the gene msh3, whose product is annotated as mutS homolog 3 (E. coli). The transcript is spliced from 24 exons. Gene Ontology annotation, molecular function: ATP binding; mismatched DNA binding; ATP-dependent DNA damage sensor activity. Bases 83 to 3364 code for a protein of 1093 amino acids. Gene Ontology annotation, cellular component: nucleus. Gene Ontology annotation, biological process: somatic recombination of immunoglobulin gene segments; mismatch repair; mitotic recombination. The record is from RefSeq and is a predicted model, not a curated record. Lineage: Eukaryota; Metazoa; Chordata; Cladistia; Polypteriformes; Polypteridae.
UGCGGCUCUACAGUGAACGCAUGACAAGAAAUACCGGUGCGCUGUAGUUGUUUUGGUCCCUUUUUGCAAUUAAAUACUUUUCAUGUCGAAAACGGCUAAAAGCAGUGUCAAGCAAGCUUGCAUUAGCAAGUUUUUCAUGCCUGUAAAUAAACCGGAAACUGGGAGUUGCUCGUCUGCAGAACCUCAGGUAAUCGGGACAAAGUCAACAUCUACGGAGAAAAAGAAAUCCUCACUGGGAGAGCCAAGGAAAAAACGCCCUAGGCUUUGUGACCAAGGUGAAAAUGAAGAUGCCUCUAUUAGUGGAAGUGCUAUGGAUGAGAAAAGACCCAGCCCAAGGGACAAACUGUUGCCUUCGACUCUUGUCCGUCUUCAGGGAUUCUGUAGUACUUCUGCUCAGUCAGACAAGGAUACUAUGAAAGGAAAAUGCAUGUACAAAGAAGAAUCCACACCAGAACUUACUGGGGCACUGAGCAGUAGUCCAGAAGGUGAAAUGCAGCUAGAUCAGAAGGAACAGAAUGGGUCAAAAUGUGAUUUGAGUCGAUUUUCAUCCACCAGCUUAAGACCUGAAGCUCAAAAGAAUGAAGUAGAUUUCAUACCUCCAAACAGGCGGACAAAAUGCAUCUACACACCCCUAGAACUGCAGUACCUGGAAAUCAAGGAGAAACACAAGGAUGUCUUGCUGUGUGUGGAAUGUGGCUAUAAGUACCGCUUCUUUGGAGAUGAUGCAGAGGUUGCAGCAAAAGAACUAAAUAUUUACUGCCAUCUUGACCACAACUUUAUGACAGCUAGUAUUCCUACUCACAGGCUAUUUGUACAUAUCAGACGCUUGGUUUCCAAAGGACAUAAGGUGGGAGUGGUGAAACAGACAGAGACAACAGCACUGAAAGCAGCAGGAGUAAAUAAGAGUGCACUUUUCAGCAGGAAGCUAACAGCUCUCUAUACAAAGUCCACACUUGUGGGAGAAGAUGUAAAUCCUCUGCUGAAGAUAGAAGACCUAGAUGAUGCUCAGGAUGCAGUGGUUGACAUUCCAAACAGUUGCCUUUUGUGUAUCUCUGAGAACUGGGAGGGAAAGAAAUGCAAAAAGCAAGGACCUGUUAUUGGCUUGGUGGCAGUACAACCCAGCACUGGAGAUAUUAUGUAUGACAGCUUUCAGGACUUGGCUUCGCGCUCUGAGCUUGAGAGCCGCAUCCUUCGAGUGCAACCUGUGGAAAUCCUGCUGCCAUCAUCAUUGUCUGAGGAAACGGAGAGACUGGUCAAUGGAAUUGUGGCUGCAAGUACUCAAGAUGAUGACCGAAUUCGAAUUGAGAAAAUGGACAGUGAACAUUUUGAGUAUAGCAGUGCUUUUCGGUUUGUUGCUGACUUUUAUGGCGACACCACUUCAAAUCUCACAGGAGUUCCUCAGCAGCUGUCUGCUAUUGCAAAUCUUGAUAGACCAGUCAUAAUUUGUCUGGCAGCAAUUAUUCGCUAUCUUACAUAUUUCAACUUAGAGAAGGUUCUGUCAAAUACAAGUGCUUUUAGAUGGCUUUCCAGUGAAGCUGAAUGCUUGGUGCUCAGUGCAUCUACUUUGAAGAACCUUGAGAUAUUGCAAAAUCAGACAGACUGUAGAGUUAAAGGAAGCUUGCUGUGGGUACUGGACCAUACACAAACCAGUUUUGGAAGACGGCUAAUGAGAAAAUGGAUAACACAGCCACUAAAAUCAGUAAAAGACAUUACCCUGCGGCAAGAAGCAAUAGAAGAAAUUUUGUCAUCAGAAUCUAGUGUCUUUCCACCCCUUCAGGCUCUUUUCCGCAAACUACCAGACCUAGAAAGGGGUAUCUGUAGCAUUUAUCACAAAAAGUGUAACACACAGGAAUUCUUCCUUGUAAUCAGUGCCUUGUGUCGCCUAGAAGUGGAACUUCGAUCUCUUAUGCCAGCUACUCAGUCUCAGGUGCAAUCUAACCUAAUUAAAGACCUCAUUCUGGAUAUCCCCAAGUUAUUAGCUCCUGCACAUGACUUCUUAGCCACCAUAAAUGAAAAGGCUGCAAAGGUUGGUGAUAAAACUGAGCUGUUUGUAGACCUGAAAGAUUUUCCUGCCAUCAGGCAAAGGAAAGCUGAGAUACAAGAUGCUAUUUCUGAGAUUCUGGAGCACCGAAGACAGAUCCGUUUGGUCCUAAAAAAUCCUUCCUUCAAUUAUGUGACUGUAUCUGGACAAGAGUAUCUUAUUGAGGUGAAGAAUUCCAUGCUCUCACAGGUCCCAAACAGCUGGAUCAAAGUCAGCAGCACUAAGUCAGUGAGCCGCUUCCACACUCCCUUCAUAGUGGAAAAGAAUCAACUUCUGUGCCAGCUCCGUGAGCAGCUCAUCUUGGACUGUGGAGAUGCCUGGAUUACAUUUCUGCUCCACUUUGGAGAGCAAUACCAUGUUUUUAGGAAGGCUGUUGGUCACCUAGCAACCCUAGACUGUGUGUUCUCACUGGCGGAAGUUGCUAAACAAGGCAAUUACUGCAGACCUCUGGUUUUGGAAAAUGAGAGACAGAUUCGGAUCAAGAAUGGCAGACAUCCAGCAAUUGAUUUAUUAUUAGGAGAACAAGACCAGUAUGUGCCCAAUUCAACAGAACUACAUGGUGAUGGUGAACGGGUUAUGGUAAUAACUGGCCCCAACAUGGGAGGGAAGAGUUCCUAUAUAAGACAAGUUGCUCUUAUCAUCAUAAUGGCUCAGAUAGGCUCAUUUGUUCCUGCUGAGGAGGCUGUUGUUGGGAUUGUAGACAGCAUCUUUACAAGAAUGGGAGCAGCUGACAAUAUUUAUAAGGGAAGAAGCACUUUCAUGGAAGAGCUUUCUGAGGCCUCUGAAAUCUUGUUCAAAGCAACUUCACACUCACUUGUUAUCCUUGAUGAGCUUGGUCGUGGGACAAGCACUCAUGAUGGCAUUGCAAUUGCAUAUGCCACUCUAGAGUAUUUCAUCAAACAAGUGAAAUCUCUAACACUUUUUGUGACUCAUUAUCCUUUGCUAUGUGAACUGGAAAAGCAGUACCCUAAAAAUGUUAGCAACUUUCACAUGGCUUUCCUGUUAAAUGAACCGGAGAGUAAAGACAAAGAGACAUCAGAUGAUCUGCAGCCAGAGUUUAUCACUUUCCUCUAUUUGCUAACAAGGGGAGCAGCUGCAAGAAGUUAUGGCCUCAAUGUAGCCAAAUUAGCUGGGAUCCCAGAUGAAAUACUUCAGACUGCUGCCUUCAAAUCAAAAGAACUGGAGAACUUAAUAAAUUCAAAAAGAAAUCUGCAGAAAUCUCUAACUGAAGUUUGGAGAAUUGACGACAGAGAAGGCUUAAAGGAUUGGCUUCUUUCCAAUUCAUCGUUCACUUCUGUAUUCUCCAAUCCCCACACACCAUAAACUUACACAAUUUGUGUGAUUGCAGAUCAGCCAUAAUGACAGCCUUUUUGUAACUGUUGCAAUUAUAUAAUGUUGUGCAGAAAAAAUAAUGACCUUUUCAAUCUUUGGAGUAUUGAUCUUCAGCUUUUGAACUAACCAUUUGCUGUGUCAGGAUUAUUAUUGGUCCUUUUAAAAUGUUUUUGUUGCAAUUAAAAAAAUCUAUAACAGUAUACUGUAAAGAAUUCACUGAGAGUCACUUUACAGUAUGCUGUUUACCUGCCAAUAGUUUUUCCUGAUCUUGGAUGUUGGACACUGUUUUUUUAAGCAAUUAAAACUUGAAAUAAAUGUUUUAAAUCAAUACAAAAGAUCUGGGAAGCUUUUUGCUGAGUGUCAAAUUAGAGUAAAUGAAAAUGGGCAAUACGAAAUGUCAUAAUUGAAAGUAAAUAUGCACAUAAAUGCUGAAAUAAAGUUAUUGGAUGUGCAGAAUGUAUUUAUUUUUGUAUUAAUUGGAAAAAAAAUCUUAAAAUGGUAAUGAACAAUGAAGAAGCAGCAAGCAGCAUUAUAUUUUUAAAUCCAGUUAACAGUGAGAAACAAUAAUCUGAAUUGAACACUUGUUUGCAUGCAUUUUAAACCAAAGUGCCUCAGCUAUAUUUAGUCUAACCAUUUUCAGCCUCAAUAUUUUAUUUAUUUCUUCCAAUGUAUUUGCCAGUUAUUCAUUUCUUGAAGUUGUUAAUUGUUUGUUUAAGGGGUGGUUCAGUAGUUAGCAAUGCUGUGUCACAGAUCCAGCAUCCUGGGUUCAUAUCAUGUACUCAGUUGUUUGAGAGGACUUUGCUCACAGGAGCUGAUGGCAGAUUUUCAUCUACCUACCCAAAGAUGUAUGUGUAGGCGGAUUAGUGACUGUAUAUUGUCUUCAACUGAAAUGAGUGUUCGCAAUUGUGAGUCUUUAUUUUUGAAUUAAGUGCAUUUGACAAUGUAUUUUUGUUUGUUUGCAUGAGUAGAACUUUCAAAUUUCUAUCAUCAUCCAUAUAAUGCAAGAUUUGAACUGAAUAUCUUGUGGGCAGUCAGAAAGAGAGAGAUGUCAGAAAUUCAUUGAUGCACUUAGCAUCUUAAUAAAUCCUAUUAUUUAUAACCCCAUUUUAAGGAACCUCAGAGUACUAUAAUACAAUGUACAGUGCAUCUGGAAAGUAUUCACAGCGCAUCACUUUCUCCACAUUUUGUUAGUUACAGCCU